Molecule: messenger RNA, 4909 nt
Organism: Argiope bruennichi
Lineage: Eukaryota; Metazoa; Arthropoda; Arachnida; Araneae; Araneidae
Product: coronin-2B-like
Exons: 12
Coding region: 141-1874 (577 amino acids)
Biological process (GO): actin filament organization
Molecular function (GO): actin filament binding
Source: RefSeq, a predicted model, not a curated record
UAUUUUUGAAAUAAACAAACAAACAAACUUUUUUAUUAUUAUUAUUAUGCUUUGUUAUUUGAAAACUAUGAUAUCGGGGUUUUGUUGGUAAUAAUUUUUUUCGUCUCUUUUCUUCGAAGAGUGCCGGGCCUUGCGAAAAAAUGAUCGAUAUUAACUCCUUGAACAAAACGGAAGAAAAAUUAUCUUUUCGAGGAAUCAGAAGCAGUAAAUUUAAACAUGUAUUUGGUUGUGCUGCAAAGAAGGACAAAUGUUUCGAUUGUAUUAAGAUUACAAAGAAUGCUCAUGAUAGUUCUUUCUGUGCUGUCAAUCCUAAAUUCAUUGCAAUUGCUACUGAAUCGGCUGGGGGUGGAUCCUUCAUUGUCAUUCCCAUUGAAAAUACUGGAAGAGUAGACGUUACUGCCGGAAGAGUGACUGGGCAUCAUGGACCUGUGCUUGAUUUACAGUGGAAUCCGUUUAAUGAUAACAUCAUAGCAUCAAGCUCAGAUGAUUGCACAAUCAAAAUUUGGUACAUUCCAGAUGAAGGACUCAAGAAAUCAAAUAUGAAUCAGCCCAUUAUGGAUUUGAGUGGCCAUAAAAGAAGAGUGGGCUACAUUAUGUGGCAUCCAACAGCUGAAAAUAUCUUAUUUAGUGUUGGCUUUGAUUAUAUGAUUAUGGUGUGGAACAUAGGAGAAGGCACUCUUGUAAAUUCUGUUACUUGCCAUUCUGACACUAUACAUUCCCUGUCAUUCAAUCGAGAUGGAAGUUUGAUUGCAACUACCUGCAAAGACAAAAAGCUUCGUGUUAUUGAUGCCAGGAGUGGUGUGGUCUUGCAGGAAGGCAUCUGUCAUCAAGGCUCCAAGGCUGCUAAAGUGGUAUUUCUCGGUGAUUCUGGAAGACUUUUUACUACUGGUUUCUCUCGUUUCAGUGAUCGACAGUGGGCUGUUUGGUCGCAGCAUGAUUUGCAAGCUCCUUUACGAAUUGAAAAUAUUGAUUCAUCAUCUGGAGUUUUAUUCCCAUUUUAUGAUCAUGAUACCAAAAUGGUAUAUGUUGCAGGAAAGGGCGAUGGAAACAUUAGGUACUAUGAAAUAGUAAAUGAACCCCCUUAUUGCCAUUACCUAAAUCAGUUUUUAACUGGUUUCCCUCAACGAGGGCUUGGAUUUAUGCCAAAGAGAGGAUUGGAUGUUUCUCGUUGUGAAGUUUUCCGUUUUUACAAGCUUCAUGCAGUUAAACCUCUUUGUGAACCUAUUUCUAUGAUUGUUCCAAGAAAAUCUGAACAGUUCCAAGAAGACAUUUUUCCAGACACUGCUGCUCCAACUCCUUCCCUUACUGCCAAGGAAUGGUUAAGUGGCAAGAACAGAAAUCCAAUAUUGAUUUCUCUUAAGACUGGGGCAGGGGCUUGCACCAAUAAGCCUGUUCUAUAUAAUCCUGAUAGACAGUACUUGCUGACAGCAGAUAGAAAUAAUGAAAGGAAAUUCAUUUUCAUUGCUGAAGGCAACAAAGUGGAUUAUCGGGAACUUCUGCAUAUCAAUGGCAACAAUAAUGUUGUGAAGGACAAUCAGACUCUUGACAAAGUCAAUCACAAUAUGAUUGCAUCCCAGACAAAGAAAUUCCCUUGGUCAGAAGAAGUGCCGUCUCGUUCUGCCCCCGAGAUAGGAGUUAUCUCUCAUCGUAUGAUGCCUGUGGCUACUUUUGUCACUAUUCAGGACAAUGACAGUUCUAGUGAUCAUGAGGAUUCUAGUCUAGAGCUGAGCAGUAGUGAAGAGUUAUUGGAAACUUGCAAAAAGCUUUCAUCCCAUGUUAAGGAUCUUAAAACGAAGUUACAAGCCAAAGAUGAAAAAAUCAAGGAAUUAGAAGAAAAGCUUCAUCUUUUGCAGAAAGAAAAGGAAAAAAAUUGAGAAUCUGAAACCUGUUUAUGGAAACAUAUGGGGAGAAAAAAAAAAAAAAAAAAACUCUUUUACUCUCUAUGCUUAUUUGAAACUUUUUAUCAACUUUCUAUUUUUUUAAUUCAUUUAUUUGCACUUAGUUUUUUAAUUUUGAAGUCAUAAGUCUGGUAUAAUUUCGUAUUUUUAUCAGUUUAUUUCAGAUGAGAAUUACUGAGCACAUAAUAAUUUCCUUGCACACUAUUACAUUUUUCUGUGCAUUAAAGCUAGAUAAGGAGUCUGGUUUUCAGGGCACUCUACAUUCCAUUAUGACAUUAAUAUGAUAUGAUGUAGUGCAAGUUUUUAAGCUAACUAAUCUAGCUCAGUUAUCCAGAAUUUUCUACAUAGUUUUAGAAUGUAUCCAAAUUUUCAAAUAUUUUAUUCCUUAUUUGGCACUACUGUUUCUAUUUCAUUAUUCUUUGUGAUUUGUUGUUAAAAAAUUAUGGAAAAAGUCAUUUUUCUUCAAAUAUUUAAAAAGCCCCCCCCCCCCCCCCGCUCCCCCUCUUCCUUCCUUAAUCAGAUGAGUUUAUCUUUUAAACUGACACUGAUCCUUGAGUGAUAUUUGGAAGAAUCUAUCUUAUGAGCUUAAUGAUUCUUCUUAUAAUUAUUUACUUCCUGUACUUGUAGAGAAUAAAAUAUUUCUAGUGAAGAGAUUUUAAUUAAGUAAUUAAAUUUCCCUAAUUAUUUGAUUAAAAGUUUAGUUUAAAUCUGUUUUUGCAUUUAUUUACAUCAAUUUAUAUAACUUGUCUUAAGAAAUAGAAAGUUUCAUAAUGUGGAUUAAAAAGCUAUAUGUUUGACUGCAUUAUGUGGAAAAUUAUUCAUAUUACCUUCAAUUUGCAAAAAAAGAAAAAAAAAAAAAAAAACUUAUACCAGAUGAAUUUUUUUAAUAAAAUAGGUUGCCUGAAUCUUUUAAGGAAAACAAGUUGUAAUUUGUAAAGGAAAAAUUUGGAUGAAUAUUUAAUACUAUGUAGAAAAUUCCUGAGGGAGUUGCCCAGAUUAGGAACAAAAGUGCCUCAUUUCUGAGAUUUCAUUUUUGGAUGUAUUUAUAACUGCCUUUGUUGUUGUUUUGCAUUCCUUUUUUAAAUUCUAUUAAUAUUAAAUUUAUGUGAUGUAUCUGUAGAGCUUUUUAAUUUUUUGCCCUUUUUCUCUUCAUGUUAUGAGAAAAAAUUUGUUAGAUGUAUAUAUAUCUAUAUAUAUAUAAAAGGAAGGACGGAUUCAAGGCAUUUCUAUGCUCUGAUUUUGUUCAAGAAGCUUUAGUGCUACUCUAAAAAAAUAAAAACAUAAUUAAAACUAUGUAUUAAUUUAUGAUGAAUGAGAAAAUUAGUUUAAAAUGUCAAUUUAGGAAAUUGUUUAAAUAUUUUGAAUCAGAAUGGUUUUAAUUAUUAUUCUUUAAAAAAAUACAAAAGACAUUGGAUUUUCAAAUGAUUUUGCAAUGUAUUUUUUUUGUACUGUGUUAUAUUUUGAAGUGUUAUAUUUUUUGUUUAUUUGUAAGUUUUUCUCUCGUGUCUUAUUAUAUUUGCAGCUAAAAAUUUUUUUAUUUUACUCUUUUUUUUAUUUUCUGUUUUGAUUCUAUAUCUUUUAAUUUAAUUUUUCUUCUCCCCCUUCUUAAAGUUAACUAUUUUUAGUGUUUAUUUUUUAAUUACAUAUUUAUUUUUCAUAGAAAGAAAUUUAUAUAUUUAGAUGGAAGAGAUGAUGCAAGACAUUUUUGUUGUAGUUAUUACUGAACUUUGAAGUACAAUGUGAAUUGGGAAUUGAUUAUUGUGAUCCUAUAAAUUCAGUUAUCAAGUAUGAAUAUCACCAUAUUAUUUGACCCUACACUGUAUAAUGGAUUGAAAUUUGCUUUAUUUCAAUCCAUUAUGCUUAAUUUGUCAAUUUUGCUUUAUUUCAAUUUUUAGAAAUUGAUUUAUAAAACAAUUAACUUUAUAUAUAUAUUUUUUUCAUAUUUGAAAGAAAGUUUUCUCCAAAAGAAAAUCAUUUCUGACUUUUAAAUUUUAAUUAAAAAUUUUGAAUUCAAAUUUAUUUGUCCAGUAUUCCUUUAACUCAUUUUAUAUUUCUGCAAAACUUUUAAUAAAAAAUUUUUUAAAACAAGAUUGAAUAUGAUUAUUUGAUGAAUAUUUUUUUUUCUUAUAUUAAUUAUUUUUUUUUAAAAAAAAUUGUUGUUUAGGUACUCUAUACUUAAUAUUUAAUGUACAAUUUUUAAGAUAAAGUGGUGUAAUAAAAUUGUUUAAUUGUUCUCAAAAUGGCAAGCAGAACGUUUGUACAUUGUAGUUUGCCUAGGAAUAAAUGCUAUGUUUCUGUAUUGAGUGUCUGGUGUAUCACAAUAAUGGCUUUAUAUAUUUGUCUUUGUGUCUUUAAAAAUCGAUUGUCUUUCUCAUUUUGUUCCAAAAUUCGAAAUUUUACAUUAGUGCCUUUAAAAGAAAAUUAUUUUUUUAUAACAUAUAUAUAAUUUAUAUGCUAGAAUUGUUGUAUAAGUUUGGAGUUGUAUAAAGCAUGUUUUACUUUGCUUUGUUGUUUUAUGUAUGCAUUUCAGUCAGUACUAGAGUUGCAAAAUUGUUGAUUUAUAUUUAAAAAUAUUGAAUGUUAGAUUCAUUAUAGCAUUUAUUUAUCUUUUACUUAUUUGUAUAUAAUUAGUUUAAGCCGUAUUCAUCUGCACAUUGUUACCUUCAUCUCUUUUCAAAUUUUAAAGCAUAGAGAAUGUUCAUUCAAAAGAACCUCUUACUGUUCGAACAAAUAGAUUUAGUAUCUUUGUAUGAAAUAGUUGAUAGAGGUUUUCUUAUCAGCAAUAUAUUUGUCAACUAACGCACCAAACCACUUGAUGCAAAUCAUGCCAAAGGAGGAGUGGAGUGUUAUACUUUUACCAAAUAAUGUAUAUAUAUGAGUGUUAUUUAUUUCAUUGUGUUGCUGUUCACUGUUGAGUAUUUUUAAGCAGCUAUCUAAGUAGAUUUAUUUUGUAACAUUUGCCUAUUUUCUAUAAAUACAUAUAUGCAAAUAAAUUGUUCAAUGCAUUCUGA